Molecule: messenger RNA, 2390 nt
Organism: Salvelinus namaycush (lake trout)
Lineage: Eukaryota; Metazoa; Chordata; Actinopteri; Salmoniformes; Salmonidae
Product: protein ILRUN-like
Exons: 5
Coding region: 359-1225 (288 amino acids)
Biological process (GO): macroautophagy
Cellular component (GO): phagophore assembly site
Molecular function (GO): ubiquitin binding
Source: RefSeq, a predicted model, not a curated record
UCGGAAAAAUACGAGCUCAAAACAUGACAUCAGUUAUCGUCAGGUCGGAAAGUCUGAGCGAUAGAAAGAGGCCCAAUUUCCCGAUGUGGAAUUCCGAGUUGGAUGACCGUUUUUCUUUUUUUUUAAAAUCACAGUCGGGGAUCGUUUUUUUCCCCGAGUUCGCAGUUGUUUUGAACGCACUGACGUCGGAGAUGUCCGAAUACCCAGAUCCGAGUUCCCUGUUGGUUUGAACGCGGCAUCAGUCGUAGAUUUGUCACUGUCAUGCGCAUUUGGGUUGUUGUUUAGAUUUUUUUAUGACAGGUUGAGGCCUCGGACUAAAUUAGGAAAGGAACCCUGUCCCUUGUCAGGGAAAUCCGCGAUGGAGGGCAUGGAUUUGGAUCUGGACCCGGAGCUUAUGCAGAAAUUUAGCUGCAUGGGCACCACCGAUAAAGACAUCCUCAUAGCCGAGUUUCAGAGACUGCUUGGGUUUCAACUGAACCCCGCUGGAUGCGCCUUCUUCCUGGACAUGACCAAUUGGAACUUACAAGCAGCCAUCGGAGCCUACUAUGACUUUGAAAGCCCCAACAUCAAUGCACCAUGCAUGUCUUUUGUUGGGGAUGUGACAAUCGGUGAGGGGGAGUCUGUUCCCCCUGACACACCAUUCACUAAGACGUGGAGGAUACAGAACACAGGAGCAGAGUCAUGGCCCCCUGGGGUAUGUCUGAAGUAUGUUGGAGGGGACCAAUUUGGUCAUGUGAACAUGGUGAUGGUGCGCUCAUUAGACCCCCAGGAGAUGGCUGAUGUCAGUGUGCAGAUGCGUAGCCCAGCGGCUCCUGGCAUGUACCAGGGCCAGUGGAGGAUGUGCACAGCCACAGGACUCUUCUAUGGGGAUAUGAUCUGGGUGAUCCUCAGCGUGGAGGUGGGAGGCCUCUUGGGUGUGACGCAGCAGCUGUCUUCCUUCCAGGCCGAGUUUAACACCCAGCCUGCCCGCAACGUGGAGGGAGACUACAACCCCUUCGCCUCUCCACAGAAACACGCCGGUAGCAACGACAACAGUCACCGUGACGACAGUGGUCUCAAGGACCCCGCGGACACCUGGGAGGGUGGCCCGGACGAAAUGCAGCAAGAGCAAAAUGGACUGUCACAAAACUCUGUGAAUAUAGCAACAAACGGUCUCCAAAGCAACUUAUCAGUAGUGACUUACAGCCAGGGUAUUCACGGACCCUAUCCUUUUGGGCAGUCUUAAGACAUGGGAAACAUCGUCACAACCAGGCAGCACUGUGUUCCUGGAUUCACAUCAACUAAUGAGGGAGGAUUACCUGUGGCUGGUGGAGUAUCCUGAGAUUCAUAUAAACACUUAUGCAAAGUCCCACCUCCACUUUACUGCAAAACAAACAGAAACCAGAAGACAUAGCUGCUCUGUUCUGUCCCAGCAUACGACUCAACCAACAACAUCCCACAUCCAGUGUAUGCAUGUGUGAAUGCUAAGUUAAAAAUGAGAGUGCUACAAAUCUUUUUAAAAGCGAUGAGAAGUUUUUUUUCUGAUCUUUAUUUUUUGUUUUUUAGUUGUCGUGUCUGAAUGCAGUUGAGACUAUAGUGAUGAAAGGAGUAGUGUGUGUCUGUUUGCGUGGUUGUGUGUGUUUGCGUGUGUUGUGCAACCUGAAAGAGACAGACUAGGGAGGAAAAGCCAUUUAUUUUGCGUACUGAUCCUCUAGUUCCUAAACUGACUUAAAAAAAUGUAAUCUGUUCUCUUCUUACUUUUUUAUCCUAAUUUCACAGUGUAUACUUUUCAGGGACAGGAGAGUAAUUCCACAAAUUCAGCAGCCUGAUAUGCAUGUAUUGUUGUUGAUGUAUUCUGGUAACAUCAAAUGAAGAACAGCUCAUUCACAUGCAUUUCCUGUUCACUAUUUGCUGUAGCUUCACUUUGAUUCUGUUACUCUGAAGUUGAGCUACAGUAUAUCCAUCCACUAGAGGGAGGUCUUUAUCAAAAUUGCAGUUGCCCAGUCCUGUAAAAAGAAAAAGAAACAUUAACAUUUACUCAAAGGAUCCACUAUAUCAGGGUCAAUACAUGGAAAGUAGAUUUGUAUCAGCACCCUGUAGGUUCAAUUUGUUUUCAUUUGUUCUGUAAGAUUGCAAAAGUCCACAUGUUGCAAAGCCAUGACGUUUCUGGCUUUUAUUGUCUUGAGUUGAAUGUAUUUGCAGAAUGUAGAGCUAUGUUGUUUUGAAGCAUCUUUGCUUAUUUUGCCCAAAGAUCUUAUACAUUUGCUUUGAAAAAGGCACAGCUUGAUUAAUGUUUUCUGAUUUUCUAGCCAUUUUGCUAAUGAUCCUGGGCUUUGGAAUAAACUGUUGAGGGAAAAUUCUGAAAUCACAAUUAGUGUCCUCUUGCUCAGACAUUAAAAUGUUAAACAACU